AUGCGGAGCCGGCCCAUGACGACUCUUCGCCUGUUGUUGGUUGCUGCGGCGGCGGCAUCGGCACUGCUACCCAGCCCGAGUCCGCUGCGGUCCCCUCCAACGACAGAUGCAGCCCUUCGCGUUGCCACCAGCGGGUGCGCUGGAGAGGCGGUGCCGAGCGCGCUGUACGCGCACCUUGGGCAGGAUCGCGUCGCCACCGCCGCCGCCCUUGGCCGCAUCUCCUCGAGCGCCGCGCUGCUCGACAUCCUGGUGACGCCGCAGCUCGGCCGGCUGUCGGACACGAUCGGCCGCAAGCCGCUCCUCGUUGGCGCGCCCGCCCUCGCCCUCCUCUGCCGAGGCGUGGCCGCCUCGCGCCCGACGAUUCGCGUGCUGGUGAUCGUCAAGCUCCUCUCCCUCCUCCUCACCUCGACCUUCUCCGUCGCGCUGCGCGCCUCAAUCGCAGACACACACCGCGACGACCCCGCCGCACUCACCGGCAAGCUCGGCCUCGUGGUUGGCCCGACGCUAUACGGCUACCUCUUCGGCCUCGGCUGCUCGGUGGGAGUGCCCGCCCUCCCCUUCCUCUUUGCCACCGCCGUCUCGCUCUCCGCCACCGCCCUCGUGCUCGCCUCGCCCUCGCACGUCUGGGACCCGCCACCGCAGCCUCCGGCCGCGCGUGACGCGGGCGGUGGCGGCGGCAGUGGCAGCGGCGAUCUUGCUGCCGGGAGCGGCGGAGCCGGAGGCAGCGGGAGGGGCGGCGGAAGCUGA
This is a messenger RNA of Emiliania huxleyi CCMP1516, 747 nucleotides long. RefSeq lists its product as hypothetical. The record is from RefSeq and is a predicted model, not a curated record. The transcript is spliced from 5 exons. Bases 1 to 747 code for a protein of 248 amino acids. Lineage: Eukaryota; Haptophyta; Isochrysidales; Noelaerhabdaceae.